Molecule: messenger RNA, 1867 nt
Organism: Camelina sativa (false flax)
Lineage: Eukaryota; Viridiplantae; Streptophyta; Magnoliopsida; Brassicales; Brassicaceae
Source: RefSeq, a predicted model, not a curated record
AAACAUAUAUUUCUAUCUAAUCCUCUGUUUUUUCUUUUUUCUUUUUCCUCUUCUUCCAUAACCAUCAAUUUCGUUUUUUUUUUUGCUUCAAUCCUGCGUGUGUUUGUGUAUACCUCUGAAAAAUGCCAGGUACUAUCCAAGUUUCAGUUUUGGGUCUUAUUGAUGAUGUUCAGACAUCUUCUCAUCAAGGUUCUUCAAACACUUCCAUUAAAGUUGCUAUGGGGAAGCUUGAGUAUCGAACUUCGGAUUCAGGAGACUACAUUUUUCCAGUAACGAGGCUCCGAGAAAAUCUGAUUGUUAGUCUGUUAGAUGUCAAUGGGAACAGGAUACUACACAGAGAGAUAGAGACCAGAAUAAUAAUAGAGAAUGGUUUCUUGGAAGAGAAACUUUCCUUCAAUGGCUAUGGAAAUGUCCAAUUGAAAAUGCAGUUUGUUCUAACCGAAGAAGAUCGAAAUCGCAUUCGUUUCUUGAGACAAUCAGCAUUGCGAAAGAAGCACGAGGAGCUUGUCAAUGGCACUUCUUUUACCAAAUCUAAAAGCAUUGCUUCAGAUUUGUCUACUUUAAGUCCAAUGCAAACCCGAGACAUCGUGGCUGUUGCUAAUCCUAAGAAAAUUCUUGGUCUGUCUCGAGAAACCGAGCUUGAAAUUAAUGCAGAUAGAGAACAGGUUUCGUCAAAUUUGAUAAUGUGGAAGCCUGAAGUAAAUGAAACUGUUCAACCAAAGAAAGAAGAGAAGCCCAAAAUUCAACUAUCUUCUUCAUAUGUUUCCUCAAGUAAGAAGCUUCCGGAGAUUAAAAAAGUGGAGAGUGUCUUGUUAGUGAAGCAAGAAGAUAAGGGUUUGAGCAUACCGGAAAGAAACCUUAAACGGGAGUCAAUGAGGCGGAGUAUGUCAGAGACAAAUUUGACCAAUGUGCGGAAAAUGAUUAGCAACUUUGAGGUAAAAGUUACUUCUCAGGAUACAAAAAUUCGGAAAACAAAGAUUCAAACUGGUUCUUGUAAAGAUGUGGAGGAGAAAACUAAGGCGCAGUCACAACAGGAAAGCGCUGUGACUCUAGAGAAACCGGAAGAAAGGAAGAUAAGCUUUAAAGAUAUGGAGAAGCCAAUUUGUAUAGAGGACACAGAGAGAUGUGAUGAUUUAGUAAUAGUUUCAAGAAAUGAAAGGACAAUAGUUAUAGAGGAGAAGAGUGACUCUUUAAGUAAGCUGAGGCGAAAAAGAAGCUCUGUGGUAGAAGUAAGAGAUGAUGAGAAGAAACCAAACAAAUCUGUGCGCUUUAAGGAUUCUCAACAAGAGAAUGCACGAGGAUCCCGUCUCUGGAUAUUUCCAGAUGAGGCAAAAGAUUUAUCUUGCGAAAAAACAGAUUUUGGAGAAAGGGUACAUUUGGAUUUGGCAGAAGCAGAUUUGUUACAAAAGAACAGAGAAGAAUCCACUAGGGAAAACAUCGGUGAGAGAGGAAUCCGCUGCAGAAGUAUCGUGAAAGUGAGUAGCCACAACAAGUGGGAGAACAUUGAGAGAUCAAAGAAACAUAAGACUGAGAAUUCUGCAGAUUCAGAAAGUUCACAUGGACCUGUUGGGCAGGUAAUGCGUGCGUUGAUCGUGGCGGGGUUUGCAGGAUUAGUGUUUUUGACACGGCAAAGAACUUAAAACAAGACGAGCUGCCUUUGAGAUGGUAAUAUUGGAUUCAAUUCUUUUUAAAACCAGAGUACCAGACUGUUAUACAUGUAUUAUUGCACAUAAUAAAAAUUUUAGUUAUCCUUAUAGGCGAUCAAAAAAAAAAAAAAAAAUCAAGCUUUAAGCCUAGGUGAUUGAUUGCACGCAUUGUUAAAACAAGAUUUCAUUGUUACAGUUAAAACCAGGCAGUAGAAUUAGCA